Triplophysa dalaica is the source of this 3975-nucleotide messenger RNA. It is a transcript of the gene apeh2, whose product is annotated as S9 family peptidase. Lineage: Eukaryota; Metazoa; Chordata; Actinopteri; Cypriniformes; Nemacheilidae. The coding region runs from base 60 to 3233 and encodes 1057 amino acids. Gene Ontology annotation, biological process: proteolysis. The transcript is spliced from 26 exons. The record is from RefSeq and is a predicted model, not a curated record. Gene Ontology annotation, molecular function: serine-type endopeptidase activity.
UUUUAUUUCUUGGUCUCUCGCGUGAUUACGGUCAAAACAUGUCUCGGGGCUACUAGCAGAUGACAACUUUAGUCAAAAUGUUCAGCCAUUCAAGUCAACACACAGAGCUACACAAAACAAUUUUGCGAGGAGAGCAGCAGCCAGUUGUUCAGAAAUGCCAGGAAUGUUGUUCGCUGUACCACUGUCCUUAUUGCGGGCCAGAGAUGUUCAAACCCACCAUCAAAAGCAAGUGUCUGAAACAUUUACAGGGUCAUCGACGAAGAGCAAUACGACACAAAGAGUUCCUUAUAUUCAAAUGUCAUUUAAAGUGCAGAGCUGCUCCACACUUUCACUGUGUCAGCUGCACAUCCACCUUCAUGAGGAAAGAUGGAUUUUUAAAACAUCUGGGGAUGUGUGAGAACAAAAAAACUAAGAUAAUGGUGGUAGAGGUCAAACCUGAGGAGUGUUCUUCAGCAUCUGAGCCUAUAACAACAGUUUCACAUAUAGUUAGCAGUGCUGAAGAGAUGCUUGUCAAUGAAGGGUGCAAAAACCUGAUUACUGAGGACAUCACUCAGAACAUCUGUAAAAGAAAAGAGAAUCUUGUGGAACACUUGUACCCUGAAAAAUCUGAAGACACGGCAGCCCAGGGACCCACAGAUGAGGAUUCAGUGAGCAAGGGGCCCACAGAAGAAGGAGAGAUUAUGGAUGAGCAUGUGAUCACAGCCAAGGCCCCUGUGGAUGAAGAAAAUAAUGUAUUCCCCUCAGUGGUAGAUAUGCGUGUCUCUGUAGGGGAUCACAGUGUGUUGAACGCUGCUCAGAACCCUCACCCCACAGAGACUGAUGUUGCCAUUCAGACUUUUGUAAAUGAGAUCUUCUCUGGACAUACACCUGUUGAAAGCAAUGCCCCACAUAGGUCCAGAUCCGAUGCACAAGAUCUGUGUCCUUUCUGUGGUUUAAUGCUGAACAGGAAAAAUCUGCAGGUCCAUUUAAAACGAAAGCACCCAGAGCAAGUGUCAAGCCAGGAGAAACCGGCUCCUUCUCAGUUAAAAACAACAAAACGAGUCCCAUUGCGGAAACAGCAGAAGAUUGCAAUGGAGAAUGAGAUCAGAGAUGUGUUCAGACACUGUAUCAGGUUUCCUGUACCCAUUUCUGCCUCUGUGGUCUCCGAUGAGCCAGUGGACACUGCCGGCGAAAAGCGGUGCAUUACUGUAUUGACCUGUUGGAGUCAGUGUGAUUUGGAGAGGGGUUGUAAACUGGUUUUCACUCAGAGGUGGAAUCUACUGUGUAAACAAGACACAAUAGAGCAUGUGCUACCAUCUGGGAUGAGCACGCAAAUACAUGGAGAGUUGCUUAGCUGCCCGUCUCCUUCUGGGACGUCCCGAGCUGUCAUUAGGGAAGAGGCGGGAAACCAGCACUUGGAGAUUUGGGGCCAAAAUGGUUUGGAGAAGAGUUUGGACCUCACAGCUUUGAAAAAACACGGAAAAGUUUAUGAAGAUGCUCAGUUUGGAUGUUUAGCUUGGUCACCAUGUGAAAAGAAGUUGCUCUAUGUGGCUGAGAAGAUGAGGGUGGAGUCAUUAGGGCAUUCGUCAUUUGCGUCACCCAAUGAGAAUGGAGGGCAGGUGUUGCUGGAGGAACAGGAUAAAAGCGUUUAUGUGGAAGACUGGGGAGAGGGGCUUGUGGGUAAAAGCUGUCCAGUGUUGUGUGUAGCUGAUCUGAGUAAGGGGGCUGUUAUUGUUUAUGCUGGAGUGCCUCCUCAUAUAUCACCAGGACAGGCUCUGUGGGCACCUAAUGGAAGGGGCAUUGUUUUUGUGGGCCAGUGGAAUGAGCCUUUCAGACUGGGCCUGAAGUUUUGCUCGAACCGCAGGUCAGCUUUUUACUACCUGGAUAUGAAGGGGAACUGUGAGUGUUUGUCAUCUGACAGCCUCUCUGUGUCAAGCCCUAGAAUGAGUCCAGACUUGUGCUGGAUCGUGUACUUGCAGGGACAGAUGUUUGGACCACAUCAUCAAUGCCUGAAAAUGAUGCUGUAUGACAUGAAAAACAGAACCACAUCAGUUUUGGUUGAUGUGGUCAGGAGAGCCGAAAAAGGUCAGUUUGCUGGUAUAUAUGAACAGUUGCCAUCUCAGUGCUGGUCUGCAGACAGCGAGAGAGUCUUUUUCAGCAGUGCAUGUGAAAACAGUAAGGCCAUGUUCUCAGUGGACAGGAGCACAGGAAGAGUCACACAAGUGUGCGGGACAGAUGCUCUUAGACUAGAUGAUUUUGGAGGUGUGCAGCUGUUGACAGUACAGAAAGAUCUGAUGGUGAUGAGCUGCUCGUCUCCAAAUCAGCCUCCCUGCCUGAAAGUCGGCUUUCUCUCAUCGGUCGAUCAGGCUGAGGACAUGCAACUUUGUAAUCUGGGUGGAGCGUAUGUUUAUGAGGGAUUUGAUUGGCAGCCUAUGUUGAUAACGCCCCCUUCCCAGGAGGAGAACCAUCAGUUCUCUGGUUUAAAUUUUGGAGCAAUUUUAUUGAAGCCAUAUAGCCCCCCCAGAAGAAAAAGUCCUUUGGUGGUGAAUAUACAUGGUGGUCCUCAUGCUCAUUUUGCUGCGGAAUGGAACGCCACCGCCGCUGCUUUAACCAAACUGGGUUUUGCCGUUCUAAUGGUAAACUACAGAGGUUCCACUGGAUUUGGUCAGGACAGCAUAGAGUGUCUCCUUGGAAAUGUCGGCAGUCAGGAUGUCAAAGAUGUUCAGAGAGCAGUGUUGUCCGCCUUGCAGAAUGAGGCAAGUCUUGAUCCUGAUAGGGUGGUUGUGAUGGGCGGCUCUCACGGAGGAUUCUUGGCUUGUCACCUGAUUGGUCAGUAUCCGGAUUUCUACAAAGCGUGUGCAGCAAGGAACCCCGUUAUCAAUGCAGCCACACUUCUGGGAACCAGUGACAUUGUAGACUGGAGAUAUUCCUCUGUUGGAUUUCAGUAUGCAUUUGACAGGCUGCCCACACCCCAAUCCCUCACUGCCAUGCUUGAGAAGUCCCCAAUAAUACAUGCUGCACAGAUCCGUGCUCCUGUGUUGUUGAUGCUGGGGGGCAGAGACAGAAGAGUAUCACCUCACCAGGGUCUGGAGCUCUACAGAGCACUGAAGAGCAGGAAUAUACUCGUCAGGUUAUUGUGGUACAGUGAUGAGGGUCACUCGCUGUCUAAAGUCACCACUCAGUCUGACUGCUUCCUCAACAUCCUUCUGUGGUUCAGAGAGCAUUUAAACUUAGUUGACACACAUAACUCAUGAAAAUAGUCAUGAGGGUUUUUUCUGUCGACACUUAUUUUGUUUGACAUUGUUGCCAAAACCUAAUGGAAAUGUUGCAGUGAACUUGAAGUGACAGAUUAUUUAUGUUGCUGACCACUAGGGGUCAGACCUGUCAAUGGUAAAUGGUCUGCAAAGAUGGGGAUCAGAUGCCAAAGAUGUAAUCAUGAUUUUAAGAAAUCUGAGCUCAUGUACUGUGAUGUUGAACGUUUCUCUCUUUUGUUUAGAGUCAUGUCUUUCCAAAAGUUUACUGCUCAAUAUUUUUAAUGGAUGUUGUCAUGGCAGUAUUUUUAGAUUAUAUUUUAGGUUUGAAAAUAUAAAAACAUGACUGUUUAUAGAAUAAACAUUGAAGAACAAUUGAAAGUGAUAAAAAUGAAAUGAAAACAUUAAAAUGUUUUAUAGAUUCAAAAAUAUAUCUGUGGACGUAUUUAACAUUCCAGAGUUGCUGGUUGCACACCAAAAUGUUAAUACAUAUGACAUAUGAUUCAAGAGAGAAUUGUGUGACAUUUACUAAAUUCCAGGUGCAUAUGCAAUGUUGAGUCUCUAGUUCUUUGUAAAAUCUCUAAGGAAGGAUCCUUUCUGUUAAAGAUUUCUUUAUUUUUCAUAGUUUUGUAACUAUUUGCUCCUAUGAAGACCUAACCACAGAAUCCUCUUUGACAGAUUUAGUCAUAUCUUUUGGUUCUGUCGUUGAACUCUGUCAUGAAUUAUAAAUGCUUAAAUUUCUUGA